Molecule: messenger RNA, 1367 nt
Organism: Armigeres subalbatus
Lineage: Eukaryota; Metazoa; Arthropoda; Insecta; Diptera; Culicidae
Exons: 3
Coding region: 789-1103 (104 amino acids)
Source: RefSeq, a predicted model, not a curated record
UCAUUGUCAUUGCCUUAGUAUCUAGACGGAGACGGGCGCGAUUUUUACGUUCAGUCUCGCACCGGACGAUCGACGACUCAGUUCAGAGAUCCAUCAAGAAUUGCGCGGCGUUGAAUCGAAGGUCCCAUUCUUAGAACAUCGCGAUCGAUGCUGGGGAUCUGAUACACGAAUAGCGUAGUGUGUUGGAGGUAAGGCCAUUUCUUGCCGUGACAAGAUAAUAGCGGCAUUCCAACGAAGAAAGUGAUUUCUGAGUGGCGUGCUAAUCGUUUUGUGAUCUAAACUAGAGGUGAUGGAAUUAGCACAAUCGACGUAAGCAAGAUUGCAUUUCUGACCUAGUGAAGGAAGACAGGAACAAUAGGCCAUUAUAUGGAAAGCUUAGUUUCAAGGUGCUAAUUAAAUCGACUGCGGAUUAUUCAAGCCUACACAACGGAUUGUUGUGGAAAAUCAGUGAAAGUGGAAGCAGAUCAGCGAUCAAGCGGACACAUUGGCGCCCUAAAAAUAGAGCUCGUGUCAAUUUCGGGAAAACGGAAAACAACAACCGACCAAUAAAACGGCUUGUUUUCUUUCCGCGGACUCGUCCACUCGAAAAACAGCUGUGUGAGUUUGUUUGACCCGGCCUCGUAACGCUAGAUCGGAACAUUUGUAUGGGCGCGUGUUGUUAGUCGACAAUCAGAAAAAUUAUCGAGCCAAAAACAAACGAAGAAAAGCCGGGUGGCCUGUUUGCGAGAAAUAGCGCAAUUUUCGUAUCAACGUAGAACAAAUCCGACCGGAAGCAAUAAGAAAUCAUUAUGGAAAACGAUCCGCAAGAAUUCAGCGCGAAGCUGGUGAAAGAAUACGAAGUUCCGAUGGUAUCGAUGGAUGGAGAGGCCCAUCCGGAAAUCACUUUGGCCGCCGUUGGACUUGGCGUUGUCGUUGCAUGCAUCAUCCUCAUCACCCUGAUUGCACUAAUCAGUCGCAGAAAAAGACACUUCACCAACAACAUUGGGAACCAAAGAAACUCGACGGAAAUCUUUACCAUCACUAAGCCAAUCGAUGCAAACAGCUGUCGAAGUUGUCGAAGUUCUACGGUGAUCAUUACCUCGGAUAUAGUUACGGAAAUCUGAACAAUCUGUCUGUUGACGAACUUCAACGAGAUAAUCCUGUUUUAGACUGAAUCUGAUAUUACCGGUACCCCUUGAAAACGUAAUGUGUAUUUUUUUGUAUGUAAGCUGUUUUUAUGUCUAAUGGCGUUCUUUUGUAUUCCAUUGAUUUGAUCGCAGUUCUAGUUUUUAUGUGAUAGCAUUUAGAAAACCAUGAUAAAGUGUAUAUUAUAUUCAUAGAGCAUAUAUUAAAACUACCAUCCGCUGCUUGCGGUGGAUCACUGUUGA